GAAAGAGUUCAAAAGGUUGAUCAAAAUUUGGACAAAGAGACUGCUACAAAGAAAAUGGAGAAAGACAAACUCUCGCAACCAAAAUUAAUGAAAGAUCAUGCACAUGGAGACAAAGAAGUUGUACACGAAAUACCAAAGAAAACAACUCAUGGGAAAGCUACAAUAAAUAGAGAAAGAAUUCAAAAGAUUGAUGGAAAAUUGGACAACCACGUUGCUACGAAGAAAACCGAGAGACCUAAGCUUUUGAAACCACAAGCUAAGGAAGUUUUUGCACAUGGAAACAAAGAAGUUUCACAAGGAGUAAUGAAAAAAAGAACUCAUGAGAAUCUCCUAGAGAACAAUAGAGACAAAAUUCAGAAGGUGGAAAAAACAGUUCAAAGGAAAUUACUUAUUCCUUCCAAAAAUAAGAAACCAGAGAAAUCUAAUCAAUCUUUGGACACAAUGAUGUCAAAAACUAAAUGCUCUAAAAAGGAAAAGAGGGUGCCAAAAUGCCCAUCAAUGUUGAUUGAUGAUUAUGUAGAACUUCACAAGUCAAAGGAAAUGGAUGCAACCAAGUCAAACAAUGGAGAAAAACCGGGCAGCUACGUUAUCCCUAGCUCUAGUCAAAAUCAGCCAAAAAAAGGAGCUCAACAAGAAAGUGUUCAAAACCGGGCAGAAGUCAGUGAAGAAGAGGCAAACACAAAUACAGGAAAAGAAAAAGGAACAUCCCAAAGAAAAACUCGUGGGAAAACUUUGUGCAAAAAGAUUCAUGCAAGAACUUUGGAAGAGCGAGUAGAAGUGACCUUUAAUGAGGAUGGUCAGCCAAUUGGUCCUUGUGAUAAAGUAGUAACUGACUUGAGCCUCUUCUUGGGAACAUUGGCUAGGAACUCGACAUUUUGUCCUCUACGUUACACCAAUUGGUCAGGAAUGCCAGGUGAUAAUAAAACCCGUUUCUGGAGAUAUACUAAUCGGAAGUUUAUCUUGCCGGGUGAAGCACGAGAUUAGGUUGAGACCACUGUUAGAGAUGCAUGGAGAAGAUAUAAGCACACUAUUAAGAAGAAUCAUUUUUUGAAAUACUCCAACAUGACUGAAAGAGUCAAAAACCGUCCGCCAAAGGUGCCCAUAGCUCAGUUUAAGAGUCUUUGUGA
Messenger RNA from Vicia villosa (hairy vetch), 1127 nucleotides. RefSeq lists its product as uncharacterized. Lineage: Eukaryota; Viridiplantae; Streptophyta; Magnoliopsida; Fabales; Fabaceae. The transcript has 5 exons. The record is from RefSeq and is a predicted model, not a curated record. The coding region runs from base 55 to 984 and encodes 309 amino acids.